This is a messenger RNA of Haemonchus placei, 258 nucleotides long. Lineage: Eukaryota; Metazoa; Nematoda; Chromadorea; Rhabditida; Trichostrongylidae. The record is from the annotation of a GenBank genome assembly.
AUGAGUGGCGAUCCUCCCAAGUCGCAUUUUUUCUCCGCAGAGAUCGAUGAUGAUGUCUCAUCUGGUAUUGCUGAUCAAGAGCAUCUCAAAACAAAAUUUCCCAGUAUCGUUCCCGACCUUAUUGGACUCUUUAAUUUGUUCGAGAGUAUUCAGAGCUCUACCACUUCGCAUAAUGCCUCUAAGCAGGACGACGAUGUUCCAGGUCAAAUUUCUGUCAACCUUGCAGGCAGAGCUAAGCCUACAAUCCAGGAGGUAUGA